Messenger RNA from Coccinella septempunctata (seven-spotted ladybird), 1774 nucleotides. Its product is annotated as copper transporter 5-like. Gene Ontology annotation, biological process: intracellular copper ion homeostasis; copper ion transmembrane transport. The transcript is spliced from 3 exons. The record is from RefSeq and is a predicted model, not a curated record. The coding region runs from base 177 to 803 and encodes 208 amino acids. Gene Ontology annotation, molecular function: copper ion transmembrane transporter activity. Gene Ontology annotation, cellular component: plasma membrane. NCBI's taxonomy places the organism in Eukaryota, Metazoa, Arthropoda, Insecta, Coleoptera, Coccinellidae.
CUGCUUAAUCUAAUCAGCUGGUUAUGCAUGCGAUAAGUAAACAAAUCAUUGGACCAUUUUAUUUGGACCACUUGAAUAAUAUCAUGGGAGCUGUAUCGUAGGUACCGAUUUAAAACAAAAGAAGUAGAGUUUUAGUGAAGCUAUGAUUUGGUCUGGCUAGUAAUUUAUCAAGAAAAAUGCACAUGUCAUUUUGGUGGAGCUCGGAUGUGGAUGAUUUCUUGGUUUAUGGAUUCAACAUAUCUUCACCUGGUUUCUUAAGCUUAUUAUGUAUUUGUGUAGUAUUUUUCUCCUUUUUCUUUGAAUGGUUGAGAUACUUGCAGACAAAGCAGAGGCAGAGAGAGCUAAUUCUGAGGGCCAAACAGUUGAGUUUGAUAUGCGCAAAUGAGAAUACAAUUCUUCUCGCAAGAAACAUUACAGAUCGCAGAAAUCCUCUGAAUAUAACUGUAUGCGACCGAGCUCUAUUAUUUGGCACUGAUUUAUCGUUAUGGUUUGCUCUACAAAGUUUGGGAUACAUUCUUAUGCUUAUUGCCAUGCUGUAUAAUGGAUGGUUAUUUAUAGCUUGCAUUAUUGGAGGAGGUCUUGGAUACUUUGUUUUCGGGCAGAAAUUCAUGAAGAUUAAUAUGCAGAACUGCCAGAUUAUUAGGGAUACCUAUUGCAUGGCAACGUGUGGGGAACCAGGCAAUAGGAAAGACGGAGAAUCCACUCCCGCAGGAAAUCGACCAUCGACUAGUUCAGAAAAUUGCCAUAUGGUUAAUGAGGAGCAAUCAAGCAAUAGUGAGAAAGGGGAUUGUAUGAAAUGUUAGAUAUCGCUUUGUUGGAAUAAUUUGUAACCGAUUAUCGUUUUCAUGAUAUUUGUUAUCUUGAUAUUAUUAUUUUUACUUUUAUUAUCUUCCACUUUCCUUCGAUAUAAUCGAAAUAUUUUGAAAUUUCUACAUUGUAGAAACCAUAAUUUCACUUCAAUUCAAGGUAAUUCGAAAAUAGAUUGGGGGAAACUGUUUUUUUUUCGAUUAAUACAGAUUUGUCUCUGUAAUGAAAUCAUAACUUGCUUUGGGAAACACAGAGAAUAUUUUACAUUCCAAAAUUUCAAUAUUUGGCUGAAAAUUUUUACUUAUGUUGACUUAUUCCAAUUUUAAUCUCUGUGAAAGAAUGCUAUCUUGAAGAAGUACUUCGAAGGGAUGGAAACCCUUAUUGAGAAAUAUAGCGUCUUUUUCAUUGAAUUUUCUUUUUUGAGUUGAAGAAAAACUUCGAAAUUUCAUUUGAACUCCAUUAUCUAUAUAAUUUUUUCAAAGUCUAGUCAUUAAAAUUCAUUCUUCCUCAAUAUAUUAAAAAAUUAUCAAGUUUCAUUUCUUGCAAUUUCAGAUUAUGUUGGAAACACCUUUCCAGCAAUUUUAGUUACCAAAAACGAAUAACCUCAAUAUUAUAAUAAUGUUAUAUAUUAUGAUAAAUUGAAUUUUAUUAUAAUAUGUAUAUUGUUAUAUUAUAAUUUAUAUUCUAAUAUUUUAAUGUUCCUCUGAAAAAUUGAGGGGAAGCAUGUUAUAAUGAUAAUGAAUCAGUUUUCUGGUUUAUUGACUAAUGUGUGAUAAUCAUCCCGAAUUUUAUUUGUUGCAAACUGGUAGCUAUACAAAAAAUCAAACUAGUUCACAAUAGGGAAAAUGUUGGUUUUUAUAUUUCAAUGAUGUGCCUUCAAACGUAAUGAUUUGUAUUUUACCCAUUAUUAUUCUUACUGCAUUAUAUAUUUACUACGAAAAGGGUCGGAAUAUAGUAUAUUUAUACA